This is a messenger RNA of Cercopithifilaria johnstoni, 1944 nucleotides long. NCBI's taxonomy places the organism in Eukaryota, Metazoa, Nematoda, Chromadorea, Rhabditida, Onchocercidae. The record is from the annotation of a GenBank genome assembly.
AUGAGGAGUUAUCAGAUGGACAGCGUUAUCAGCAAUAUUACAAAAGGAUGGAUUACGAAGAGAGCAGCCUUCCUGAUUCCUACAAAGCCUGACUUGAGUUGCGACGGCCAAGAAUGUUUCGCAGCUGUCCCACUUCAUGAUUUCGAGAAAGUGGAAAAAUGUGGUGAAUGUCCCUAUACCAGUCGACAUAUCUGUGAUUUACGAACUCAUGCACAGAUGUAUAUUGGGAAAAGAGAAUUUGCAUGCGGGCAAUGUACAUACAGCACGAAACGAUCUCACGUUCUGAAUGCCCACUUGCAACUUCAUAUGGCUGAAAAGGAAGACAUCACUGCCAUCUCCAACAUUGCACGGAAAGAAGAUGGCUUCAGAAAUCAUUCUAUUUUACGGCAUGGCAAAAUUGUGGAGGAACGAAGUGACCAUCAGUUAUUCUGUCGUUGGUGCCCCUAUCGGACGCGGAUAUGCGCUACACUUUUUGUCCACCACAGGAAUCAUUUACGGAAUAGUCGAUUGCGUUGCGGAAAUUGUACAUUCAGUACUUCUAUCGAGACGAAAUUACGGGAUCACGUGAAAUUUUAUCCACCAAUCGAACCUUUAUCUAAUGCUUCACUAAUCAAGCAUACUGCUAGUAAAAAGCAUGCUAAACUUCCAAAUGGCGAUUAUUCUUGCCAAGAGUGUUCUUUUACAUGUAAUGGCUAUGGAAAAUUCUGGCACCAUAAGCAAAAACAUCGGAAGGCAUCGCGCUAUCAAUGUGAUUUAUGCAGCUACAGCGUUGCCUCAAAUUUCUGUUUAAUGAAGCAUCGUCAAAGCCAUACGAAUCAUGAUAGUCCGAAAAGUUGUGGCACAAAAAUGGAAGAACUCAUAGUAAUAAAAGAUUAUUAUUCGGAAGAAAUCAGUACUCAUGGAAUAACUGCAGUAGAAGGCGUUGUAAAGAAGAAAAAGUGUAUUGUAAAUUCAAAAAAUGAGCUCUGGCUUAACUGUACUAAGGAUGCAAAAAUAUAUCAGUUCAAUUUGAGCCGCAUUGCCUCAAAAUUACCAAAUUUUAAAGCAAUGAAUGAUACAGAAUUAGUAUCUAUGAUAUUUCGCUAUAAACAUUGUCCAUAUUAUGGAACGGAUGAGGUACUUUUCAAGUAUCACGAAGAAAUGCAUGUCGGACAUCGUCAAUAUAGUUGCAAUAUAUGCACCUACAGUUCUUUUUGUCCAAUUUCUUUACACUGGCAUUUGAACCUGCAUUUUCCUUCAUUGCCAUCUCGUUCGACUGCGAAGAAUAGGAAGCGAUUGAUAAGACAUCGAUAUCAUCAAAACCCUGAAACCAUACCUUCAGAUGUUAAAGUUCAUCAAUGCUCCAUAUGCCCUUACAAAACUGCUUAUGAAGAUCGCCUCCAACAACAUCGUCUUUAUCAUGCUCUGCACAUACAACAACGAUUAAUAACAUCCAUAAAGCGAGCCGGACAAAAUAUUUCUGAACCAUUUAUGAGGCCGAAAAUUCGUCGACCAGAAAAGCACUUAGAUGGGCAGUUUACCUGUAGCAAAUGCUCCUUCCGGUGCGGUACAAUCAUAGCGUAUAAUACUCAUUCUGAAAAGCAUGGAGCAGAAUCAUUCUUCAAGUGCGAGCUUUGUGAUUAUUCGUCAGGAACCAAAAAUGCUGUUGAUUUUCAUAUUGCGAUGCACCACUUGGAUGUACCUAUUUCGUUCUUUUAUAAAAAAGCUGUCACGAAUUCUGAUGAAUCGCAGAUUAAGCUGAACAGUGAUAUUGACCACAGGAAAUAUCCUCAACAAAUAUUGAGUUGUUGUCGAUGUGAUUACCGUACGUUUAUGAUAAUCGAAUUUAUACAUCACUGGGAACAAAUGCAUUGUAGUCGGACUCAAAAGGAUGGUCGACAAAUAGCUGAGGAACUCCGUAUGGAUAUGAUGCACUCCAACUGGAUCAGAACUGUUGAUAAUUAA